Molecule: messenger RNA, 5044 nt
Organism: Etheostoma spectabile (orangethroat darter)
Lineage: Eukaryota; Metazoa; Chordata; Actinopteri; Perciformes; Percidae
Gene: kcnma1a
Product: potassium large conductance calcium-activated channel, subfamily M, alpha member 1a
Exons: 33
Coding region: 829-4719 (1296 amino acids)
Biological process (GO): potassium ion transmembrane transport
Cellular component (GO): postsynaptic membrane
Molecular function (GO): large conductance calcium-activated potassium channel activity
Source: RefSeq, a predicted model, not a curated record
ACACCCAAGCAGCCCAGACCGGCACUUGGAAUAAACAUCGUCGCGGUAUUACUGCCCUCUGUCCAUCUUUAUUAUUAGCGCUUCGCUCCGCCCUCCUACCUGUAAAUCUCCCCACUCUCCUCUGGAGCGGAUCUGACAGGCGCUCUCAGCUGGCCGCUCUGUGCCAGGGCUGCAGGGGAUCGAAUGGAGACAGGGACAUCCACCCGAGCGCGAGUCCUUUUUACGCAGAAUUGACAACGUAAACGCCCGCAAGAUGAUGUAGUCUUCGGAGACCGCUAUUAAAUUGUAUAAUCAAAUCAUCGCUUUUUUGUUUUUCGUUUUGUUGCAAGCCGUUCACAGUCGAUUAACGCCUAAAGAAAGUGAGAACGAUCGAUCGAAAUCUCCACCUGCUGAUCGACAGGAUCCCUGAAUGGAAGACGACUAGAGAGGUCGCCUCGCCGAGAACAGACUGCAAUUUCACUGUCGUUGUGUUUACCAUUACCCGAAAUAUCAUUGGCAGCCUCGACGGCUGCAAACAACGCCGUCUUCACCAUGGCUUUUGGCGUGAAAGAGCCAGAAAACCUCUCAGACUGAGAAGCAGUGACAAUUAGUAAAUAUUGCGGAUUUAAAUGCCUCUCUCCAAGGGCCACCGACCCGCUAUUUUGGUACGAUUCGCGUGUGCGGUGUCUCACGCUGUCACGAAUAAACAAUUCAUAGGCUGCUAAAAUACAGAAAGAGACUCCAUCGGGUGGGUGAACAUAUUCUACAGUGAGGGGGGAUUUUUUUUCCAAGCAAUAUGGCUGGUGAGUGGGGCUGGGGACGCUGGCACAGGCUCUCCAAGGCUCCUAAAUGCUAGCUGAGGCAGAUGGCACCGUUCCCCAUGGAAGCGAUAGCUCUAUGAGGACAAGCAAUAUCAUUAAUAUUAUAAAUCCGGACUCUUCAAUCUUAAUAUCCAAGAUGGAAGACGUUGUCAUCCCGUUCUCGUCUGAGGUGCCCUGCGACAAUAAUGGACAGCGCAUGUGGUGGGCAUUCCUCGCCUCCUCUAUGGUGACGUUUUUUGGGGGUCUCUUCAUCAUCCUGCUGUGGAGAACCCUCAAAUAUAUGUGGACUGUUUGCUGCCACUGCAACGUCAAACACAAGGAGGUUCAGAAGGUGAUCAAUCCGGCAGCAGACAAACCAAAGGAUGAGAAGGAGGAGGUCCCAAUCAGUGAGGUGGGAUGGAUGACUUCAGUCAAAGACUGGGCUGGUGUCAUGAUCUCCGCUCAGACAAUCACUGGCAGAGUUCUGGUGGUGUUAGUCUUUGCGCUCAGCAUUGGGGCCCUUGGAAUAUACUUCAUAGACUCCUCAGAUCCUAUAGAAUCCUGCCAGCACUUCUACGAAGAUUUCACGUUACAGAUCGAUAUGGCCUUCAAUGUCUUCUUCCUCCUUUAUUUUGGUCUGCGAUUUAUCGCGGCCAAUGAUAAACUGUGGUUCUGGCUGGAGGUCAACUCAGUGGUCGACUUCUUUACCGUUCCUCCCGUGUUUGUUUCUGUCUACUUGAACAGAAGCUGGCUCGGUUUAAGAUUUCUCAGAGCACUAAGAUUGAUACAGUUUUCAGAAAUCCUCCAGUUUUUGAAUAUCUUGAAAACAAGCAACUCCAUUAAGCUGGUGAACCUGUGUUCCAUCUUUAUAAGCACAUGGCUCACAGCUGCAGGAUUCAUACAUUUGGUGGAAAACUCAGGAGAUCCUUGGGAAAACUUCCAGAAUUACCAGUCACUUUCCUAUUGGGAAUGUGUCUACUUGCUGAUGGUGACAAUGUCUACAGUGGGUUACGGGGAUGUCUAUGCAAAAACCACGUUGGGGCGCCUGUUUAUGGUCUUCUUCAUCCUUGGUGGUUUGGCCAUGUUUGCUCGCUACGUGCCAGAAAUUGCUGCUCUCAUCCUUAAUCGGAAGAAAUACGGAGGGAGUUAUAACUCGACACGAGGCAGAAAGCAUAUUGUGGUCUGUGGUCAUAUUACCCUCGAAAGUGUCUCCAACUUCCUUAAAGACUUCCUACACAAGGACAGGGAUGAUGUCAAUGUUGAAAUUGUUUUUCUCCAUAAUAUUUCCCCUAAUCUUGAGCUGGAAGCCUUGUUCAAACGCCAUUUUACCCAAGUAGAGUUCUACCAGGGAUCUGUUCUCAACCCUCACGAUCUCGCCAGAGUGAAGAUCGAGUCAGCAGAUGCCUGCCUAAUCCUUGCCAACAAAUACUGUGCAGAUCCUGAUGCUGAAGACGCCUCGAACAUCAUGAGGGUUAUUUCGAUCAAGAACUACCAUCCCAAGAUCAGAAUAAUCACACAGAUGUUACAGUACCACAAUAAGGCCCAUCUGCUGAACAUUCCAAGCUGGAACUGGAAGGAGGGUGACGAUGCUAUCUGCCUGGCGGAGCUGAAGGCAGGCUUCAUAGCCCAGAGCUGUCUGGCCCAGGGCCUGUCCACUAUGCUAGCCAACCUCUUCUCUAUGAGGUCCUUCAUUGAGAUUGAGGAGGACACAUGGCAGAAGUAUUACCUUGAAGGGGUGGCUAAUGAGAUGUACACAGAGUAUUUGUCCAGUGCCUUUGUCGGCCUCACCUUCCCUACUAUCUGUGAGCUGUGUUACGUGAAGCUGAAGCUGUUGCUUAUUGCCAUUGAAUACAAGUCUGAGCAGAGAGAGAGCAGCAUCCUCAUCAACCCGGGCAACCAUGUCAAGAUGCAGGAGGGAACACUGGGAUUUUUUAUCGCCAGUGAUGCCAAAGAAGUAAAGAGGGCAUUUUUCUACUGCAAAGCUUGUCAUGACGACAUCACAGACCCUAAGCGGAUCAAGAAGUGUGCCUGCAAACGACUGAUUUAUUCCAAGAUGUCCGUCUACAAACGAAUGAAACUGGCAUGUUGUUUUGAUUGCGGCUGUUCAGAGCAAGACUGCUCUUGCAUGUCAGGCAGUGUACAUAGUAACAUGGACACCCUUCAGAGGGCCUACCCACUUUCCUCUGUCUCUGUUCAUGAUUGCGCAACCACUUUACGUGCCUCCAAAUAUAAGUAUAAUGGAUAUGUCAGAUCACCAGCAGAUGGCGCUACAACACCAGGGAACAGUGGAAGUCAGAAAGAGGCUGGCGUUCGAUUCAAAGCUGAUUGCAAUUUAGUCGAAGACGAGCAUCCAUCAACUCUCUCGCCCAAAAAAAAGCAGCGCAACGGAGGGAUGCGAAACUCACCCAACUGCUCGCCCAAAAUGAUGAGUCGACACGACCCCCUUCAAAUUCCUGGAAAUGAACAAAUUGAGAGCAUGGACAUGAACGUGAAGAGGUAUGACUCGACGGGGAUGUUUCACUGGUGCCCGUCAAAGGAAAUCGAAAAAGUAAUCCUGACCCGGAGUGAAGCCUCCAUGACAGUGCUGAGCGGCCAUGUGGUGGUCUGUAUAUUUGGGGAUGUCACGUCCGCUUUAGUGGGGCUGCGAAACUUGGUGAUGCCUUUAAGAGCCAGUAAUUUUCAUUACCACGAGCUAAAGCCUAUCGUUUUUGUGGGCUCGCUGGAUUACCUGCGGAGAGAGUGGGAGACUUUACACAACUUCCCCAAGGUCUCCAUCUUACCUGGUACGCCAUUAAGUCGGGCAGAUUUAAGGGCUGUCAACAUCAACCUCUGCGACAUGUGCGUUAUACUGUCAGCCAAUCAGAACAAUAUCGAAGAUACCUCACUGCAGGAUAAGGAAUGCAUCUUGGCAUCACUCAACAUCAAAUCUAUGCAGUUUGAUGACAGCAUUGGGGUCUUACAGGCUAAUUCCCAAGGUUUCACGCCUCCUGGAAUGGACAGGUCAUCUCCAGACAGCAGUCCAGUACAUGGCUUUGUGCGUCAGGCUUCUGUCACCACCGGAUCCAACAUCCCCAUCAUCACAGAGCUAGUGAACGACUCAAACGUUCAGUUCCUGGACCAAGAUGAUGAUGACGACCCAGACACAGAGCUGUACCUCACUCAGCCCUUCGCCUGCGGCACCGCCUUCGCUGUCAGUGUACUCGACUCCCUGAUGAGCGCGACAUACUUUAAUGAUAACAUCCUCACGCUGAUUCGGACACUGGUCACAGGGGGAGCCACACCAGAGCUGGAGGGCCUGUUGGCCGAAGAGAACGCCCUCCAAGGUGGUUACAGCACACCGCAAACACUGGCCAACAGAGACAGGUGUCGCGUCGCCCAGCUAGCCCUCUACGACGGGCCAUUUGCCGACUUAGGGGAUGGCGGCUGCUACGGGGAUUUAUUCUGUAAAGCACUGAAGACAUACAACAUGCUGUGUUUUGGAAUCUACAGAUUAAGAGACGCUCACCUCAAUUGCCCCAGCCCGUGUACAAAACGGUAUGUGAUCACGAACCCACCGUAUGAGUUUGAGCUCGUGCCCACAGACCUGAUUUUCUGCCUCAUGCAGUUCGACCACAAUGCAGGCCAGUCCCGGACAAACUUGUCCCACUCUUCCCACUCUUCCCAUUCCUCCAGCAAAAAGAGCUCCUCUGUCCACUCCAUCCCGCCUUCCAACCGGCAGAACCGUAACAGUAAGACCCGGGAGGCCCGCGACAAACAGAAUGCAACAAGGAUGAAUAGAAUGGGCCAAGAAAAGAAAUGGUUUACAGAUGAACCAGAAAAUGCCUACCCACGGAAUAUCCAGAUCAAGCCCAUGAGCACUCACAUGGCCAACCAAGUCAACCAAUACAAAUCCACUAGUAGUCUGAUUCCACCUAUCAGAGAAGUUGAAGAUGAAUGCUGAACACAGGGUUUUCAUGCUGACUCACCAGGCAUCUGUACACUCUUUCAAAAGAGAUGGGAGAUCACCCAUGGAGGAUGAUGAUGAUGAUGAUGACGACAGGGAUGUUGAAGACUGACACAUUUCUCUUCACUCAUUCUUCUAAUCAAGGGUUGGACAGAAACCCAAACUAGAAGGGACCUCCCCUUGUGUAUACCUUUAAUGUUACUUCCAUGCUCUUGGACAUAGUUUUAUUUAUUAAUGUAUCCAUAGUGAUGUACAUAAUGACAAUCAAAUAAGGAUUGUACAGCCCCUUCUCCUUAGCACUUUUGGGAUUUAUUUUAAGCAU